AGAACCGGUUAUAAUCUGGGGACGUCAUUCUGUUGCUAAUUCCUCGGACGUCUUAUAUUAUCGGAGUUAGUAGUACAUGAAAUAGAAUUUCAAGCAGUCGUUACAACGAUGGGUUUCAAUCAGUCGAAAAGUAACACCACAAGUAACGGGGAUGUUUGGACAUACGUUAAAUCACAAAGCGAACGAUUCGACGCUUCAAAAAUAAUUCAGCACAACUCUGUGAGUGGUGAAAGUUUGAAUUUCAACGAGUUUUCUGAAAACGUCGAGUCCCUAGCAUCAGUUCUACGGGAUAUAAAGCUACCUUCGGGUAUCGGAAUAUGUUCCGAGAACAAUUUGGAAUAUUGUUGGAUAUUGUUGGGUGCUUUGCACGCCGGAGUCAGAUGCACGUUGCUGAGCCCGAAGUAUACAGAACGAGAACUGAGGCAUUUUUUGAAUCUUUCGAAACCCGAUAUUGUUCUCUGCUCGAGACUCGUUGGUGAUAAAUUAUACGAAAACGGAGAAUCCUUCGAAGCCAUUUGUUCAGCACAUCCAUUCGUCAAGGGAGUUUACGUGUGGGGAACGAAGAGUUGGAAAUCAUUGUUUGCCUCGCUGCGAGGUGUCUGCAAAAAUAAUUUUAACGCAACCCAAGACCGGAAGUGCUUCGAAGGAUCCAGAGAAGCCCUCGUCUUGGCCUCUAGCGGAUCGACGGGACUCCCAAAAGGUGUCGUGCUGACGCAUCGUGCUGUCGUCGAAACGCUGAAGCUGAGCUCCGUGUAUGCGAAUAAUGGCGAAACUGCCCUGGGACUUAUGCCCUUGUUUCACGCAUACGGACUGAUACUGAGCCUGAUGUGCUUAUGCGAAGGAUCGAAGUUUAUAAUCGUGCCUAAGCUCAUGGGGGCGAAGCACCUCAGCGAAAUCGUUUACACGCAUAAGAUCAAGAACCUGUACAUAAUUCCGUCGUUGCUGGCGAUGAUUGGAAAAUCUUCGAUCUUUACCGAGGAUAAUUUGGCUUACGUUAGUCACGUUUGGACGUCCGCUGGAAAAGUAUCGCGACAAGUUCAGGAACGAGCUAUGGAAAAGUUACCGACAAACGCGGUCCUUCACCACUGCUACGGAAUGACGGAAACCACGUUUAUCACUAUGACGGGGCCUGUUGGGAAAUACGAAUGUUCGGGAAAGCUUGUUUCCAACGUAGAGUGCCGAGUGAUACGUGACCCGGGAGAGAUUUGCGGUCCGGAUGAAAUGGGGGAACUUUGUUUCCGGGGUCCCACAAUCAUGAAGGGCUACUUGGACAACGAAGAAGCCACCUCUGAAGCACUGCAAACUGACGGAUGGUUCAGGUCAGGGGAUUUGGGAUUCUACGAUCGGGAUGCCGAUUUCUUUAUUGUGGACAGAAUCAAGGAGAUGAUCAAGUAUCAGGGGAAUCAGGUUUCUCCGGUUGAGAUCGAGGGUGUAAUUCUCGAAUUACCGGACGUUUUGGAAGCUGCCGUAGUUGGACUGCCGAGCGAAGAUUUUGGCGAACUUCCAACCGCCGGCGUCGUCGUUAAGCAGGGGUCGAAAUUGUUGGCGGAAGAUAUCGAGGAACACGUUGCGAGACAACUAUCGCCGUACAAAAAACUCAGGGGUGGUGUUUUCCUUUUUGAAGAACUUCCCAAGACCGGUACCGGGAAAAUACAACGUAAAAUACUAUUGAAUCGUAUUACGAAUAUCACGCGUACUUCGCCUGCGGUAGAUCGAUAAU
Messenger RNA from Diprion similis, 1720 nucleotides. Its product is annotated as luciferin 4-monooxygenase-like. Gene Ontology annotation, molecular function: long-chain fatty acid-CoA ligase activity. The transcript has 8 exons. The coding region runs from base 109 to 1719 and encodes 536 amino acids. NCBI's taxonomy places the organism in Eukaryota, Metazoa, Arthropoda, Insecta, Hymenoptera, Diprionidae. The record is from RefSeq and is a predicted model, not a curated record. Gene Ontology annotation, biological process: long-chain fatty acid metabolic process; fatty-acyl-CoA biosynthetic process.